AUGCGCUCGGCGCGCUUCGCCCUGGCCUGGCCUGCCUGGGGAGCGCGCUCGGCAGGGCGGGAGGAUCCGGCCCAGGGCCGGGGGCGGCGGAGGGGCGGCAGCGGGACAACGGGAAACCGGGACAGCGGGACACGGGGACAGCGGGACGCGGGCUGGCAGCGCCGGGACAGCGGGGCCGGGGCGGCGGGACAGGGGCCGGCAGUGUGUGGGGGGCACGGCGGCGGCAGCCCAAAGCAAUCGAGGCCGGAGCAUGCGGCGGCGCCUGGUGCACCUGGACCUGAAGGGCGCCGCGCCCCGCGCGCCGUACCUGGAACAGGUGAGGGAGGGACCUGGGGCAGGUGUCGGAUUUACCAGGCACAGGUGCUGCCGCUGUUCCGUGCCCUCGGUGCCACCGGGCUGCUGCUGGAAUAUGAGGACACCUUCCCGUAUACGGGGCCGCUGGAGCCGCUGCGGGCACCGCACGCCUACAGCCCCGCGGAGCUCCGGGCUGUGCUGAGCCGGGCGCGGGCGCAGGGCCUGGACGUGGUGCCGCUGGUGCAGAGCUUCGGGCACAUGGAGUUUGUGCUGAAGCACAGGGAGUUCGCUCACCUGCGGGAGGUGCCGGCGCUGCCCAACGCCCUGAACCCGCACAAGGAGGAGUCUCUGGCGCUGGUCAAGGCCAUGAUUGACCAGGUCAUGGCCCUGCACGAGGGCCUGGAAUGGUUCCACAUCGGAUGUGAUGAGGUCUACUACCUCGGUGAAGGAGAGGAGUCCAAGCAGUGGCUGCAGCAGCCAGACAACACCCCAGAGAAGCUGUGCUUGGCCCACAUAAAGGCAGUUGCCAGUUGUGUGGCCUCAUCUUACCCCAGGGUGACUCCCAUCGUGUGGGAUGACAUGCUCAGGGGGAUGAGUGAGCAAACACUGGCAGACUCCGGGGUCCCACAGCUGGUGCAGCCCAUGAUCUGGGACUAUGCAGCCGACCUGGAUGUGGAGGGCAAAGUGCAGCUCAUAGAGAAGUAUCAGAGAUGUGGCUUCUCCAAGGUGUGGUUUGCAAGUGCCUUUAAAGGAGCCACAGGAGUGAAUCAGUCCCUCACACUGAUUGGGCACCACCUGAAGAACCACCUGGAGUGGCUGGAAGUGGCCAGCAGGACCCCCCCUGAUGUCCUUGAAGGUAUCGCCCUGACCGGCUGGCAGAGGUAUGAUCACUUCUCUGUUUUGUGUGAGCUUCUCCCAGUGGCAAUUCCAUCCCUGGCUGUGUGUCUGCAGGCACUAAAGAAUGGUGGCUACUCUGAAAAGGUUAAAGAAAAUGUGGAAGAGCUCCUGGGAAUGUCUAACCUGGAGAUUGAUACUUACAUGAGCACAAGUCUGGGCACCUUUCCUGGGAGCAACAUCCUCACCCUUGUGACACAAGUGAGCUUCCACCUCAAGUCAUCAGUGGAUGAACUUCUGGAAAGGAACAGGUAUGUCACAGGCUGGUUCAGCCCCUACCACAGGAAAAGGAAGAUUAUUCAUCCUAUAAUAAUGCACCUCUUCCAGCCAGAUGCAGUCAGUCUCCUCUCCAAGUGGAAUGCUGUGGUGCAAGACCUCCAAGCAGCCAUGGAGCAAGUUUUCCCCCAGUGUGCUAUAGAGGAGUGGAUGGAGGAGAACGUCCACCCCAGCCUGCAGAAGCUGCAGCAAGUGGUGGAUGAUUUAGAUGAAGCAAUAAAAGCACAAAAUUAGGGGCACUUCAAUUAGUCUGUCUCAUUCCAUGGGAAAACAUGGCUAGUGGAAAUCAGCAACUAGUCAUUGAGCUGGAGUUUGUCAUCUGGAGAGCUGAACUGUGAUUAAACAACAGUGACCUGAGGGCAAGAAGGAAUUUACUGGUGUAAUAGACUUCAAGUCUGUUUUAAUCUCCCUGUCUUAACACACACUGAGCCUUAAUUCACCUGCCCUGUAAGUCAGGUUUGCUGCCCUUGCAUAACAGAAUGCAGGAGUCACAACUGGAGAAAAAACCAGUUUCUUCCACAUUCAGUAUUUGUAGCAACAGAGUUUCUUACUUAACAAUACCUGGAAAAGUUCUACAAGUUCUACUCCAGUCAGUGCCCAACAUGUCCACCCUUUGCAAUUUUUAUAAAAAGAAAUAUUUAGGAUACUUACACCAUGCUUUAGGUCCUUUUGUUCUGUCCUGCCACUCCUCCAUGUGUCAGCUGUGCUGUGUCCUGCCAUUCCAUCACCAGUCCUUCCACAGCAGGGAGCAGUUCCAGAUUUUGGGUUGGAUUUUUUCAGUCUUUGAAACACAUAAAAGCCUGGGGCUUAAAUCCUGCUUUGAUUAGCCUGAGGUCAGGGAUUAACAUCCAGCCUUUUGCAGAGGUCUGAGCAAGGCCCUGUCAGGUGCUGACAGGUCACAGCAGAGGCAGAGGGGACAGGGGCCAUCCCAGGCCAGAGCCAGAGGGAGCUCCAGGAAUAGUGACCCUUGGACUUGGAGGGAAAACUGCCAAACAAACAUUGGGCUGCUUCACUGGCUGCCAAAGCAUCAGUUAACCUCAGCUUAGUCUCAUUCCCACAGAAAAGCACCAUCCCACUCUCUAAGGCACCUGUUGAGCUCUGUAAAACCUGAAACUGCAGGUUUGUCCCAGUUUAAGGCAUGACUUAAAGUUACUAAAUAUGAGGGAAAAAUGCUGGUUUAUUCUGCUUUAAUAUCAAACUUUUCAUAUUGUGUGGCAAUAUAUUUUGUGGACGUAACUGGAGCAAUAAGAUAAACACCACAGUGGAAAUAAUUCAGAAGUCUGGUAGUUAAAUACAUCACCAUGAAUAUUCAAAAUAUUUACUUGUGCUUCACUUAUUCCUUUAUUUUUUUUUGGAAGCACAGGUAUUGAAAUUUUCUUGGAACAAUCUCUAGAUUCAGAAAGUACAAGUACAGCAUAAGACAAACUUUAACUUUCUCAGUGAGAGCCUCAGUGAUUAGGUCCACAUGCAGAUUUUAUUCUAAAAACAAGCAAUUGCUAUGCAGACCUUAAUUACAAAAGUUACAUGCCUUGAACUAAACAAGAUCUUAACUUAUUUUCCUUGAAUAAAUCCUUUGAUACUCAAAA
Molecule: messenger RNA, 3050 nt
Organism: Pseudopipra pipra
Lineage: Eukaryota; Metazoa; Chordata; Aves; Passeriformes; Pipridae
Gene: HEXD
Product: hexosaminidase D
Exons: 12
Coding region: 1-1698 (565 amino acids)
Biological process (GO): carbohydrate metabolic process
Molecular function (GO): hexosaminidase activity
Source: RefSeq, a predicted model, not a curated record